Fusarium venenatum is the source of this 1068-nucleotide messenger RNA. The record is from RefSeq and is a predicted model, not a curated record. NCBI's taxonomy places the organism in Eukaryota, Fungi, Ascomycota, Sordariomycetes, Hypocreales, Nectriaceae.
AUGUAUCGGGAGGCCAUGGCCGGUUUCACGAACGACAAGCAAGCCCCCAUAAUAUCCACGCCCUGGGUUCAUGACACGCAGGUGUCAAGCUGGAGAGCUUUGACCAAUCAAACCAAAACACUGAAGCGGGGAGACUCACUAAAAGUUGCGUCCUGGAACCUAUGCUUUACUUCUCGUGGGCCUGCAACUCGUGCUUCGGCCGCUCUUAGCCAUCUUAGGACACUGUUUGGGCAAGAGCCCCACAACCUCGUGGUGAUGUUCCAAGAAGUCUGCCAAGAAUCACUGCGAGUGAUACUUAAGGAUAGGUGGACACAAGGCAACUUCUCUAUCACAGACGUCAAGCCGCCACCCUUUUAUUAUCGUGAGGAGUGGAACGACGUCCUUGAAGAGAAUGUUGGCAGCGUGCCUACCCGCCACUUCACGCUCAUGAUGAUCCCGCGGGACCUUCGGAUAUCAAAUUGCUUUCGCGUCCCCUUCGUCUCUGAAUCGGAGAGAGAUGCCCUUGUGGUUCACCUUCCCGUAUCAGAGGGCCAUGGUCCUAAUGAAGCAAAAGGGCUGCUUCGGCUAUGCACGGCGCACCUUGAAUCCCUUGAUCUCGGAUACGAGUACCGUUUUUACCAGCUCGCUACAAUAUCAGCGCUGCUAAAAAGUGAGUUGGUUCAAGGGUGGGAAGUCUACGGUGGGCUGGUCGGGGGUGACAUGAAUUCGACUCUUGCAUCUGAAUACGAUGACCAUCGAGACCCUGAGAUCGACCUCAAGGACGUCUGGGAGGAUGUGUCGGCCCCAGCCGUACCAAACCUUCGGCCUUUUUACAAAGAUUUCACGUAUGGCCGGGCUAUUGGAAAUACAUGGGGGUAUCAGUCUAAGGGAAGACCGUAUCAAGACUAUGGGAGCCGGCUGGAUAAAUUUCUCUACACGGGCCCCAUCGAAACAUUUCCUGUUGAUGAAGGUCAAGAUACUACUGGAAGGUUGGGUCGCUUUGGAAUAGGACUCAAGACCAAGGUCGGACUGAAUGAUGUUUGGGUUAGUGAUCACUUUGGUAUCACCGUUGGUAUCAAGAUUAUCUGA